AUGUCCGACAUCGACAGAUUAGAGGAGCUUUCAAAUGGUAGUAAACCCAUCGCUCAAAGACGAAAAUCACGGCCAGGUUGGAAGGGCUGGGUGGAGGUGGAAGGAUCACCAGAGCCCAAGGACAAGCUCAUCAAUUUGGACUUCCCCGUCGAGACAUUGGAAACGCGAACGAGAUCAGGAAAAAUUUUACCCCCGCACGAGCUAUCUCGAGUUCGUAAAGCUUCCACCGCGAAAAGCUCUUCAACAGGGGCGUCUAAUACGCCCGCCCCAGGUGAUAUAUCUCCACUUGGGCCUGGGGUUAGACAUACCAAUACUACUAUAGAAGAUAACCCGGGAGAAGUGUGA
This is a messenger RNA of Acaulospora colombiana, 345 nucleotides long. The record is from the annotation of a GenBank genome assembly. Lineage: Eukaryota; Fungi; Glomeromycota; Glomeromycetes; Diversisporales; Acaulosporaceae.